This is a messenger RNA of Phacochoerus africanus (Common warthog), 4069 nucleotides long. It is a transcript of the gene EIF3B, whose product is annotated as eukaryotic translation initiation factor 3 subunit B. The record is from RefSeq and is a predicted model, not a curated record. The coding region runs from base 292 to 2646 and encodes 784 amino acids. Gene Ontology annotation, biological process: translational initiation. The transcript has 19 exons. Gene Ontology annotation, molecular function: translation initiation factor binding; RNA binding; translation initiation factor activity. Gene Ontology annotation, cellular component: eukaryotic translation initiation factor 3 complex. NCBI's taxonomy places the organism in Eukaryota, Metazoa, Chordata, Mammalia, Artiodactyla, Suidae.
UGCUACUUUACAUGGGGUAGUUUCGUUCCCAAACUGUUUGUGGACUGAACUGAGCAGGGGCGGUGAUUGGAGCUGAGCACGCACUUAUCACGGGAGCGCUAUCGUAAUCCCUAGUGGACACAUUUAUACCCGGUGAGCUCCUCUAGGCGCGCGGGGCGGCAUCGGGGCGUGGGCGCUCCCCCCAUCUCUGCGAGUGCCCCACCGCUCGCACAUGGCCCGGCGGUAGGCGCGCGGUGCGGCCUGGGAGAGUCGGAAGCGCGGCGAGCCCGGGCGAGGCGGCACCGGAGGGCCAUGCAAGACGCGGAGAACGUGGCGGCGCCCGAGGCGUCCGAGCAGCGGGCCGAGCCCGGACAGCAAGAGCCGACCGCAGAGGCGCCUCCGAGGGAGGAGCCAGCGCGGCCGGCCGCACUGGAGGGUGCGGGCGGCGAGGACCCGGAGGCCGGGCCGGGGCCUGAUGUGCCGGCCGAGCCUUUGGCCGACGGGGAGCAAAAGACGGACGCGACCCCCGGCGCCUCCCCGCCGCCUUCCGAGGAGCCCCCAACCCUGGCCGCAGGCGAGACGGGGCAGGCGCGGGACGCGGCGGCCGAGGCCAGCUCCGAGGGGGCGGGUGGGGAGCCCGGCGGCGCGGCGGAGGACGGUGGCGCGGACGAGCCCUCCUUCAGCGACCCCGAGGACUUCGUGGACGACGUGAGCGAGGAAGAGUUACUGGGAGACGUCCUCAAAGACCGGCCGCAGGAAGCAGACGGGAUUGAUUCGGUCGUUGUGGUGGACAACGUCCCGCAGGUGGGACCCGACCGUCUGGAGAAACUCAAGAACGUCAUCCAUAAGAUCUUUUCCAAGUUUGGGAAAAUCACCAAUGACUUUUAUCCGGAGGAGGACGGAAGGACCAAAGGGUACAUUUUCCUAGAAUAUGCGGCUCCUGCCCACGCUUUGGAUGCCGUGAAAAAUGCCGACGGGUACAAGCUCGACAAGCAGCAUACAUUCAGAGUCAACCUCUUCACAGAUUUUGACAAAUACAUGACCAUCAGCGACGAGUGGGACAUUCCGGAGAAGCAGCCUUUCAAAGACCUGGGGAACUUACGUUACUGGCUCGAGGAGGCGGAGUGCCGAGACCAGUACAGCGUGAUUUUUGAGAGUGGAGACCGCACGUCCAUCUUCUGGAACGACGUCAAGGACCCCGUGUCCAUCGAGGAGAGAGCGCGGUGGACAGAGACCUACGUGCGUUGGUCCCCUAAGGGCACCUACCUGGCGACCUUUCAUCAGCGAGGCAUUGCUCUCUGGGGAGGAGAGAAAUUCAAACAGAUCCAGAGAUUCAGCCACCAAGGGGUCCAGCUCAUCGACUUCUCGCCUUGUGAAAGGUACCUGGUGACCUUCAGCCCCCUGAUGGACACUCAGGACGACCCUCAGGCCAUCAUCAUCUGGGACAUCCUUACCGGGCAGAAGAAGAGAGGGUUUCACUGCGAGAGCUCAGCACACUGGCCGAUCUUUAAGUGGAGCCACGAUGGUAAAUUCUUCGCCAGAAUGACACUCGACACGCUCAGUAUCUACGAGACGCCCUCCAUGGGUCUUCUGGACAAGAAGAGCUUGAAGAUCUCUGGCAUAAAAGACUUCUCGUGGUCCCCCGGGGGCAACAUCAUCGCCUUCUGGGUGCCUGAAGACAAGGACAUCCCGGCCCGGGUGACCCUGAUGCAGCUUCCCAGCAGGCAGGAGAUCCGCGUGCGGAACCUCUUCAACGUGGUGGACUGCAAGCUGCACUGGCAGAAGAACGGCGAUUACCUGUGCGUCAAAGUCGACAGGACGCCCAAAGGCACCCAGGGUGUUGUCACAAAUUUUGAAAUUUUCCGAAUGCGGGAAAAACAGGUGCCUGUGGAUGUGGUCGAAAUGAAAGAAACCAUCAUAGCCUUUGCCUGGGAGCCGAACGGGAGUAAGUUUGCCGUGCUGCACGGGGAGGCUCCUCGGAUAUCCGUGUCCUUCUACCACGUGAAGAGCAACGGCAAGAUUGAGCUCAUCAAGAUGUUCGAUAAGCAGCAGGCCAACACCAUCUUCUGGAGCCCGCAGGGACAGUUCGUCGUGCUGGCUGGUCUGAGGAGCAUGAACGGCGCCUUGGCGUUCGUCGACACUUCAGACUGUACGGUCAUGAAUAUCGCAGAGCACUACAUGGCCUCCGACGUGGAGUGGGACCCUACGGGGCGUUACGUCGUCACCUCCGUGUCCUGGUGGAGCCACAAGGUGGACAACGCCUACUGGCUGUGGACCUUCCAGGGCCGCCUCCUGCAGAAGAACAGCAAGGACCGCUUCUGCCAGCUGCUGUGGCGGCCUCGGCCCCCCACGCUCCUGAGCCAGGAUCAGAUCAAGCAAAUUAAAAAGGAUCUGAAGAAAUACUCCAAGAUCUUUGAACAGAAGGAUCGUCUGAGCCAAUCCAAAGCCUCAAAGGAGUUAGUGGAGAGAAGAAGAACCAUGAUGGAAGAUUUCCGAAAAUACCGGAAAAAGGCUCAGGAACUCUACAUGGAGCAGAAAAACGAACGUCUAGAAUUGCGAGGAGGUGUGGACACGGACGAGCUGGACAGCAAUGUGGACGACUGGGAGGAGGAGACCAUAGAGUUUUUCGUCACAGAAGAAAUUAUUCCUCUUGGCAAUCAGGAGUGACCCGCGAGCACUGUGUGUCACCGCGUCUUGUGCUGGAACCACGGUCACCCGUCUGCGGACAGCCUGCACGUUCCCGGAUCCUCACCUGUGCUUCUCUCGCUCUGGACCGCGGCCGCGCCCGGACCGCGCCCCCGCCGCCCACGGCCGUGCCUUCCAGCCCCUGGCGUCCCGUUGGGUGUGUGAGGCACUGCUCUCAGUUUUCUCUCGUUCGGGUUUUCACUGCACCGCAGACUGUGUCCUCUUCCUGCGGGCAGCGCCGUCCACACUGUGCAGGUUCCCUCCAGGACGCCCUGGUGCGUGGCUGCUGCGGGGUGUCGCAGACGCCAGCAGGGACUCGGUGCAGCACUGUGGCCCCGCACACUUGGGGUGCCGGCGUGUCCCCCACCAUUCAGGUUGUGACAGGUUCUUUCAGCAGGGUGAACGUGGAAAUAAAAGCAAACCUGUAUGAAAAAGCUGUCUUUCUCCUCUUUGAAUGUAGAUCGCGGCCUUGAACUCGGGGCUUCUCCCCUCUGCCCCAGCAGCCGCUGCCGGGCACAUUAGGCCCGGUAUGCCCGCACAGGUGGCGAGGAGGGGACGUCGGCCCCCCUCAGGGCCCCCCGGUUUCCGCGGAGCUCUGGAAGGUAAUUCGUCUGUUUCCUGCACUUGGCAGUUCACCUGACGAGAAAGAACCUUUUAGCCUUAUAUACGUUGGUUUGAAGACUUACACUGACAGUUGUCGCUCUAGCCACCCACCUGUGCUCCUGCCUGAGUGCCUCACUGCCCCGAGUGGGCAUGGGCAGGCCUGCAUAGCUGCAGCCCGGCCCCCACGCUGUCCUGCUGCCCUCGGCGCCUUGGGAGAUAAACAGCAGCUGCUCCACCUCGCUCUCCGGGAACCUGAGGCCUGGCUGGAAGCAGUGACACGUCGAACGGGCGCACCUGGAAGUCACGGAUGUGACUGUGACCUGCACCACGCACAGACCUCGGGCGCCGUUCCCGGCUGGAGGCCGAGCUGCCACGUGGGGGGCAGAAGACGGCCACCCCCGCCCUGCAGCCCUGCCGGGCGAAAUGAAGCCCUCAGCCCAGAGGAUCCCCGGGGACCGCAGCCUGUCCUCGCCACGGCCGGCCGGGCCUCCCUCGCGGGCCAGGCGCUGCUUGCUCCCAGUUUCUCAGGAGCCUGGAAUGUUCACUGUGCCUCACAGCCCUGCCGUGUGGCGCCCGCACACGCCGUCCGAGUCCCAGAAACUCUUGUUCCUUCUCGUGUCCUUUAAACUUGAGUGUGCCAGGACCUAGGUUUUCUAAUUCCAGGGCAGCAAGAAGGAAAAGGCACACGGUUCUGUCACAUCAACAGAUUUUUAAAAGAGCUUUCACAACAGUAACUUCUCACUGUCUUGAGCUGGCUGGUUGUAACUUCACAGAGGGCGUAAAUAAAGGGAUUUCUGAAGCA